AACUUUGUCUACGAUGCCUGGUUGUGGACUUUCUCCGUCCUCGUUGAUCUCUUCUUCCGCGAGGUCCACCCUCGCAGUUCUUGGAAGGUUCCUCGUAAUGGACCCGUCAUCAUCGUCGCCGCUCCUCACGCCAAUCAAUUUGUCGACCCCUUGAUCCUGAUGCGUGUCCUGCGCAGAGAUGCUUUCCGCCGCGUCUGUUUCCUGAUCGCCGAGAAGUCUAUGAAGAGAAAGUUUAUCGGAUGGGGCGCAAGAAUGGUUGGCUCAGUGCCUGUUGGCCGUGCCUUGGAUUUGAAGAAGCCUGCCAAAGGCAAAAUAUAUCUGCCAGAUCCCGAGGGCGAUCCGCUUUUGAUCAAGGGUGUUGACACGGAUUUUGAGAACAAGGAGAUUUACAUGGUUGGAGGAGUGCUUGCCCUGCCGAGCUUCAAAAACAAGUUUGCCAACACUGAAAUCAAGGAGAUUCUGGGACCCAACGAGAUUCGCCUGAAGAAGCCCUUCAGCGGAAAUGUCGCCUUGCGUCAACUCACCGGGCAAGAAGUCAAGGACGAAAAGGCCGAUGCCAAAUUGACUGAAGGCUUCGAGGGCACAAAGUUCGAGAUUGCUCCUCAUGUUGAUCAGGGUGAAGUUUACUCUUCUGUCUUCCAGAAGCUGCAUGACGGUGGUUGUAUUGGUAUCUUCCCUGAAGGAGGAAGUCACGACAGGACUGAAUUGCUACCCCUCAAAGCUGGUGUUGCUAUCAUGGCUCUUGGUGCGCUAGCAGAGGAUCCCAACUGUGGCGUCAAGAUUGUUCCUUGUGGUAUGAACUACUUCCACGCUCACAAGUUCCGUUCGCGAGCUGUCGUUGAGUUUGGUACCCCCGUCGAAAUUCCAAAUGAACUGGUUGAGAUGUACAAGAAUGGUCAGAAGCGUGAAGCUGUUGGCCAAGUCUUGGAAACCGUCUAUCAAGCUCUCGUUUCUGUCACUGUCACAAGUCCUGACUACGACACUCUUAUGCUCAUUCAAGCAGUAAGACGAUUGUACAAUCCAAAGGGCAAGAAGCUUCCUUUGCCUAUGGUUGUUGAAUUGAAUAGACGUCUCGUCAAAGGCUACACUACUUACAAGGAUGAUCCUCGAAUUGUCAAUCUGAAGAAGGCUAUCCUGGCGUACAACAAGGAGUUGAUGAUGCUCAACAUCCGCGAUCAUCAAGUCAGCUACGCCAAGUUUUCUAUCUUCAAGGUCAUCGUCACACUUCUCUACCGCAUAGGCAAGCUGCUCGUGCUGGCUGUUGCAGUGCUUCCAGGUCUAGUCCUCUUCGGUCCUGUCUUCAUCACCGGCAAAGUUUACUCGAUCAAAAAGUCCCGUGAAGCCCUGGCAGCAUCAACUGUCAAGAUUCAAGGUCGCGACGUCAUGGCAACUUGGAAGCUGCUUGUCUCUAUGGUCGUCGCACCUCUUCUCUACAACUUCUACAAUAUCAUCUUGGCUAUCUGGACUCACUAUAACCGUAUUGGCGGCCGUGUGCCAGAAUGGGUUCCUCUGUGGGCCGUCUUUGCCUUUGGCUAUAUCCUGUUCCCUGCCAUAACAUUUGCUGCUCUCCGCUUCGGUGAGGUUGGUAUGGACAUUGUCAAGUCAUUACGCCCUCUCAUUCUCUCGUUGGGACCAUCGUCAGGCAAUACCUUGGUCAAGCUAAGAGCUCAGCGUGCCUCGCUGGUCGAACAAGUGACACAAGUUAUCAACGAACUUGGUCCUGAACUCUAUCCCGACUUCGACCACCAGCGCAUCAUCUCAGAUCCUAGCCACCCACUCUCACCUCAAUACUCACAGCCUCAAACGCCCCGCUCUCGUCGCAGCUCUGAAUACGACCGCAUGUCCAUGACUUCUCCGGACCUUGCGGGCUACUUCAGCACCACAGGCACCGCAGGCGCCAGCAUCGGAGGUGGCAGCGGACAAAACUCUACACACCUGCCUCGCAACGAAUCCUUUGGCAACAUCGGUGGCUUCGGCUUCUUCUCAUCACGACCUCACACUCCCAAUCGCUCGCGCAGCCGCAACCGUAGUCGUACGGACAGUGAUGGCGGUAUGGGCUUUACGGCAAUGAAGCCCAUGACUACCAUCGACUCCAAAGGCGGAUACGAACAAGUCACUGAGAAGAUCAGAGAUGCGAUGAAGCAGCGCGGGCGCAGAAGAAGGAGUGAAGCC
This is a messenger RNA of Aureobasidium melanogenum CBS 110374, 2172 nucleotides long. RefSeq names its product glycerol-3-phosphate O-acyltransferase. Lineage: Eukaryota; Fungi; Ascomycota; Dothideomycetes; Dothideales; Saccotheciaceae. Gene Ontology annotation, biological process: phospholipid biosynthetic process. The transcript has 3 exons. Gene Ontology annotation, molecular function: glycerone-phosphate O-acyltransferase activity; glycerol-3-phosphate O-acyltransferase activity. Gene Ontology annotation, cellular component: endoplasmic reticulum membrane. The record is from RefSeq and is a predicted model, not a curated record. The annotation marks the transcript as partial.